Cololabis saira (Pacific saury) is the source of this 1188-nucleotide messenger RNA. RefSeq names its product tubulin alpha-1B chain-like. Gene Ontology annotation, cellular component: cytoplasm; microtubule. Gene Ontology annotation, molecular function: structural constituent of cytoskeleton; GTP binding. Gene Ontology annotation, biological process: mitotic cell cycle; microtubule cytoskeleton organization. The transcript is spliced from 2 exons. Lineage: Eukaryota; Metazoa; Chordata; Actinopteri; Beloniformes; Belonidae. The coding region runs from base 218 to 1114 and encodes 298 amino acids. The record is from RefSeq and is a predicted model, not a curated record.
GACCUACCGUCAGCUGUUCCACCCCGAGCAGCUGAUCACUGGCAAGGAGGAUGCUGCCAACAACUACGCCCGCGGACACUACACCAUCGGGAAAGAAAUCAUAGACCUGGUUCUGGACCGGAUCCGGAAACUGGCGGACCAGUGCACCGGCCUGCAGGGCUUCCUGGUGUUCCACAGCUUCGGCGGGGGCACCGGCUCUGGUUUCACCUCCCUGCUGAUGGAGCGUCUGUCCGUGGACUAUGGCAAGAAGUCCAAGCUGGAGUUCUCCAUCUACCCGGCCCCCCAGGUGUCCACGGCGGUGGUGGAGCCGUACAACUCCAUCCUGACCACCCACACCACCCUGGAGCACUCCGACUGCUCCUUCAUGGUGGACAACGAGGCCAUCUACGACAUCUGCCGCAGGAACCUGGACAUCGAGCGUCCCACCUACACCAACCUGAACCGGCUCAUCAGUCAGAUCGUGUCCUCCAUCACCGCCUCCCUCCGCUUCGCCGGCGCCCUCAACGUGGAUCUGACGGAGUUCCAGACCAACCUGGUGCCGUAUCCCCGGAUCCACUUCCCUCUGGCCACCUACGCCCCCGUCAUCUCGGCGGAGAAGGCCUACCACGAGCAGCUGACAGUAGCUGAGAUCACCAACGCCUGCUUCGAGCCGGCCAACCAGAUGGUGAAGUGCGACCCUCGCCACGGCAAGUACAUGGCCUGCUGCCUGCUGUACCGCGGAGACGUGGUGCCCAAAGACGUCAACGCCGCCAUAGCAACCAUCAAAACCAAGCGCAGCAUCCAGUUCGUGGACUGGUGCCCCACCGGCUUCAAGGUGGGCAUCAACUACCAGCCCCCCACCGUGGUUCCCGGGGGAGACCUGGCCAAGGUGCAGAGGGCUUUGUGCAUGCUGAGCAACACCACCGCCAUCGCCGAGGCCUGGGCUCGGCUCAACCACAAGUUUGACCUGAUGUACGCCAAGCGGGCCUUCGUCCACUGGUACGUGGGGGAGGGGAUGGAGGAGGGGGAGUUCUCCGAGGCCCGGGAGGACAUGGCGGCUCUGGAGAAGGAUUACGAGGAGGUGGGAGUUGACAGCGUUGAUGAUGGAGGAGAGGAAGAGGCAGGGGAAUAUUAAGACGUAAGCGGCAGCGUCGGAAAGGAGGACGAAAGAGGAGAAUUAGAUCCCUUGAACAUCCGUCAGCCAGUUCU